This is a messenger RNA of Rubroshorea leprosula, 2408 nucleotides long. The record is from the annotation of a GenBank genome assembly. NCBI's taxonomy places the organism in Eukaryota, Viridiplantae, Streptophyta, Magnoliopsida, Malvales, Dipterocarpaceae.
AGAAGAUAUAUCCUGGUGUACAUAUAAAAGAAAAGCUUUGAAUUAGAUUUUAGUGAUGUGAUUUUUUGUAAUUAUAUGUCAAAUGGUAUAUUCCAGUCAGUCUUCAUGUUUCUAUAACUACGUUAUGCAAUGUUCAUCUGAUGUUUGAUUUUAUUCCCCAGAGAAUAUUUUGCUCCAAAUUACAACUAUGGCUGCAGCUUCAAGCUUUGUAUCACAUGUCAAUUACGGAGUGGCAUCUGGCUAUGAACCUAAAGCAACACAGAAGAAAAUUGGGUUCUUCAGUCGGUCUAUGACCCACGAUGGGUUAAGAUGCUUGAACACUGUGGACAAGUUGCACAGCAGAAGUACUGCUAAAGGGACUACUCAGCAACUGAGGAACAAACAUGUUAAGAAUCAGAAGGCUAAGGCAGAAAUUAGAGUCAUUUGCGGAAGUGGGAUGACGAUGGUUUUUGUUGGAGCAGAGGUAGGUCCAUGGAGCAAGACUGGUGGACUUGGAGAUGUUCUUGGAGGUCUGCCACCUGCAAUGGCGGCCAAUGGACAUCGUGUCAUGACUGUGGCUCCACGAUAUGAUCAGUACAAGGACGCCUGGGAUACAGGUGUUGCUGCUGAGUUUAAAGUUGGAGAUAGGACCGAGAAAGUUCGUUUCUUCCACUGCUACAAACGAGGAGUUGAUCGUGUGUUCAUCGACCACCCUAUUUUUCUUGAAAAGGUGUGGGGAAAAACUGCUUCCAAAAUCUAUGGGCCUACUGCCGGAACAGACUAUGAAGACAAUCAACUUCGAUUCAGCUUGUUAUGCCAGGCAGCUCUAGAAGCUCCAAGGGUUUUGAAUCUUAACAGCAGUCAAUAUUUCUCUGGACCCUAUGGUGAAGAUGUAGUCUUCAUUGCCAAUGACUGGCAUUGUGCCCUUCUUCCCUGCUACCUGAAAUCCAUGUACAAACCCAAGGGGUUGUACAAAACAGCCAAGGUUGCUUUCUGCAUCCACAAUAUUGCAUAUCAAGGUAGAUUUGCAUUUAGUGACUUCUCGCUCCUCAAUCUUCCGGAUGAAUUCAAGAGCUCAUUUGAUUUUAUUGAUGGGUAUGAAAAACCUGUGAAGGGAAGGAAAAUCAAUUGGAUGAAAGCUGGCAUAUUAGAGUCUGACAAGGUCAUAACAGUUAGCCCAUAUUAUGCAGAAGAACUUGUUUCUGGUAUAGAAAAAGGGGUGGAAUUGGAUAACAUCCUUCGUAAAACUGGCAUCACUGGUAUCAUCAAUGGGAUGGAUGUCCAGGAAUGGAACCCAUCCGCUGACAAAUACAUUAGUCUCAAAUAUGAUGCUUCUACUGUGAUGAAUGCAAAGCCUCUUCUGAAGGAGGCUCUCCAAGCUGAAGUAGGGUUGCCAGUGGAUAGAGACAUCCCUGUCAUAGGCUUCAUUGGCAGACUUGAAGAGCAGAAGGGUUCGGAUAUUCUUGUAGAAGCCAUCCCCCAUUUUAUUAGGGAGAAGGUUCAGAUAAUAGUCCUUGGAACUGGCAAGAAGCCAAUGGAAAAGCAGCUUCAGCAGCUGGAAAUAUUAUACCCUGACAGGGCCAGAGGCGUAGCGAAAUUUAAUGUUCCCUUGGCCCAUAUGAUAAUAGCAGGGGCAGAUUUUAUUUUGGUUCCAAGCAGAUUUGAGCCCUGUGGUCUCAUUCAACUGCAUGCUAUGCGUUAUGGAACGGUACCUAUUGUGGCUUCGACUGGUGGGUUGGUUGAUACUGUCAAGGAGGGUUUUACAGGAUUUCAAAUGGGAGCCUUCAACGUGGAGUGUGAUACCGUUGAUCCUGCAGAUGUGACUGCAGUAGCUUCAACCAUCAAAAGGGCCCUCAAAUUUUCUGGUACACCAGCUUUGGUAGAAAUUAUAAAAAAUUGCAUGGCUCAAGAUCUUUCAUGGAAGGGACCUGCUAAGAAAUGGGAAAAGGUGCUGCUAAGUCUGGGGGUUGCUGGUAGUGAACCUGGUAUUGAUGGUGAGGAGAUUGCACCUCUUGCCAAGGAAAACGUAGCGAAUCCAUGAGGCAGAAGAAUCCCCUUCAUUUCUCAAACAUCGGUGAGAUUGGAAGCCUGUUGUUUGCACUGGAGAAAGGGACGAUCAAAGCUAUGCAUUGUAUGCAUAUAAUACUCUACCAGCAACGAAAAAACAUGUCAGAUUCCAUCAUCCUUUCAGCCCAAUGUCUGGACUCUGGACUGUAGCAUUUCCCCGACGAAGAAUAGAUUCACCGCAUAUUUUUUAACCAUUUUCUUCAAAUGCCUGUGUUAGAUAUCAACUUUCCCUCUGGCAAAAAUGUUCAUCGAGCACGUAUGUGAUGUAUCCAUUUCCAGUGACCAAAUAUAGACUACCAUUGAUGUAAAUUUGACUAGUUCAUUUCGUAAAUAGAUGGAUCAAAGAAAAAAACCUGUGUUUA